This is a messenger RNA of Kogia breviceps (pygmy sperm whale), 885 nucleotides long. RefSeq names its product keratin associated protein 27-1 (gene KRTAP27-1). The record is from RefSeq and is a predicted model, not a curated record. Gene Ontology annotation, cellular component: keratin filament. NCBI's taxonomy places the organism in Eukaryota, Metazoa, Chordata, Mammalia, Artiodactyla, Physeteridae. Gene Ontology annotation, molecular function: structural molecule activity.
AUGAAAAGCAUACUGAAACAGCAUGUUGGAUCCUUGAGACCAACUUCAAUCAAGGAUAUUCACAGUAUGACCCAGAGAUCCAGCCAUUCGCUCAAGAGCUUCUAUAAUGUCCCACCUCUCUCUGCCAUCAUACAUGAAUCGAAUGUUAUAAACUUUGAAGAUGGAUGGUUUUACUGCCACGGUAGGACCUGGCUCCUGGACAACUUUCAAGAAACCUCCAGGGAAACCACCAGUUGCAAAGUACCCAAUGGUGAACAGGAAUUAUGCACAGAGGACAGCUGUGUGCAAAGUGCCUUCCUCCCCAGGGCUGUCCAAAUGAGGUAUUUUAAUUCUGGGCCAUGUGAAAGGACAAUAUGCCAAUCAAGAAUUUCCUCAGCUGUGUUGGAGUGUAUUUCUCAGCUUUGCUAGUCAGAAAGUAGCCAGCAAAUGGGUUUUGUAGUCCUCAGCUGCCAACCUGUGAGCAACAUGGCAAAAUCUUGUCCACUCAAGACCGUGUCUAAGAGUUGCCAAACUCUGGAAUGUGACUCUAGCCAAUGCCAAUCUCAGAGCCCUGAAUCCAGUUCCUGUAGCCCUCCAGUCUAUGUUGCACCAGAGCCACAACUCCUGGAAUCAUCUUCUAACACUUAUGAGCCAACUUGCUGUGUUACUGGUGGUUUGCAAUUGCCUAAUAUACUUAAUCAAUGGAAGGCAUUGCAAGGAGCACCCAGUGUUAUGGGAGGUGGUGGCACCACGUCCUGGGCUAUAACAGAGUUCCGAUGCCAUCUCAGGCAGCAAGGAGGAAGAGAGUGUACAGAAUCACCACCUUCUGCGGGUGUUUCAGGGAGCAAGCCGAACGAGAAACAUGAAACGCUCACUUCUUUCAAAUCAACCGCUGCCUGCUCUUGA